This is a messenger RNA of Eublepharis macularius, 1632 nucleotides long. RefSeq names its product ammonium transporter Rh type A-like. The transcript has a single exon. Gene Ontology annotation, molecular function: ammonium channel activity. NCBI's taxonomy places the organism in Eukaryota, Metazoa, Chordata, Lepidosauria, Squamata, Eublepharidae. Bases 21 to 1445 code for a protein of 474 amino acids. Gene Ontology annotation, biological process: ammonium transmembrane transport; ammonium homeostasis. The record is from RefSeq and is a predicted model, not a curated record. Gene Ontology annotation, cellular component: plasma membrane.
UUGGUGCCUCUUGGGGCAGAAUGUCCAAGGUCUUCUCGACCAGCCUGCGCUGCCGGUUGCCCUGCUUGCUGUUCUUCUUCCAGGGUGCCCUGCUGCUGCUCUUCAUCCUCUUCGUGACUUACGACGAGCACACAGAUGCCGCUUCACAGUCUCCCGACGCGGACCCAAGUGCCAACCAGCUGUACGCCUUCUUCUCCCUCUUCCAGGACAUCCAGUUGAUGUUACUCGUGGGCCUGGGCCUACUGCUGGCGUUCAUGAAGGGCUACGGGAUCAGUGCCGUGGCCUACAACUUCCUGAUGGCCAACUUCGCCACUCAGUGGGCCUUGAUCGUACAAGGCUUUAUGCACCAUUACCACCAGGGCAAGGUCCACCUCGGCCUCUACAACAUCCUCACUGCUGAAUUCGCAGCUGUGACCGUGCUCAUCUCAGCGGGGGCGGUCCUGGGCCGAACGAGCCCCCUCCAGCUUCUCCUCAUGGCCCUCUGCGAAAUCCCUCUCUAUGUGGUUGGCGAGUGGCUAACUGUGACACGCUUGCAGGCCGUUGACGUCGGAGGAACCAUAACACUCCAUGUCUUUGCUUGCUAUUUUGGGCUCGGGGUCUCCAUCGCCCUGUACCGACCAGGCCUGCAGCGAGGACACCCAAAGGAGAAUCCUUCUUAUCUCUCGGACCUCCUGUCCUUGGUGGGAACCAUGAUCCUCUGGGUCUUCUGGCCCAGCUUUAUUGCUUCCCUUGCCCGGCAGGGGGAUGCCCAACACAGGGCUGUGCUUCACACAUGGGUUACCCUCAGCUCAAGUGCUUUAACCUCGUUUGCGACCUCCAGCCUCCUGGAGAAGAAGGGGAAGCUGAACAUGAGCCACCUGCAGAACGCCACGUUGGCUGGAGGAGUGGCCAUUGGUGCAGUGGCAGACAUGGCCAUUACUCCAGCGGGAGCGUCUGUCCUAGGCAUUGUUUCUUCCCUGGCCUGUAUCCUCGGCUUCAAAUACAUGACCCCCUUCUUGGCCACCAAAAUCCACCUUCAGGACCAGUGUGGAAUCCACAACCUUCAUGGCCUGCCGGGCAUCAUUGGUGCGGUGGGUGGAAUAGUGGCCAUCUUGUGGAUACCCGAUGAGGCCUAUGGACUCCGCCUCCACCAGGUCUUCCCUCCACAUGCUCCACCUCUGGGGAACAUCAGCAUGGCAGAGACAACCUCAGAGGGGCAGGAACUGGGAAGGACAGCAUCACAGCAGGCUCUCUACCAGGCUGCAGGGCUUGGUGUGUCCUUCGUUGUAUCCCUCGUAGGAGGAUACCUCACUGGGUUGGUUUUGAAGCUGCCCUUCCUAGCCCAGCCACCCGAUGACCUCUGCUUUGAUGAUGCCCUUUACUUUAAGAUCCAGGAACCAGUAGAGACCUGGUGUGUUGUCCAAGCUCAUGAGGACCUCCACUUGCCCCUAAAAGACAAUGUUUAAUUAAUGCAACCAUCAACAGUCCAAUGCAUCUGCGUCUCUGGUAUAGGAUUGCCAGCCUCCAGGUGGUGGCUGGAGAGCUCCCAGAAUUCCAGCGGAUCUUCAAGCCAGGCAGGUUAGUUCCCCUUGAGAAAAUGGCUGCAUUGGAGAGCAGUCUUUAUGGCAGGGUAUACUAAUGAGGUCCUUCCCC